Brassica napus (rape) is the source of this 5754-nucleotide messenger RNA. RefSeq lists its product as uncharacterized. The record is from RefSeq and is a predicted model, not a curated record. Lineage: Eukaryota; Viridiplantae; Streptophyta; Magnoliopsida; Brassicales; Brassicaceae. Gene Ontology annotation, cellular component: nucleus; DNA replication factor A complex. Gene Ontology annotation, biological process: nucleotide-excision repair; double-strand break repair via homologous recombination; meiotic cell cycle. The transcript is spliced from 10 exons. Gene Ontology annotation, molecular function: single-stranded telomeric DNA binding; damaged DNA binding. Bases 1752 to 2708 code for a protein of 318 amino acids.
AAUGCAAGCCACCCUUAUGGCAAUACAACAUGCGUGGAGUACAGGAUAUAAGAGAGAGUGUACAUAGAAUCAGAUUGUCAGAAGGCGAUAGAGAUUCUGAAUGGAACACUUCUCCACGUUGAUGUCUAUAACUGGAAACGUGAGAUACAAUGGUGGAAAGAUUGUUUUGAUCACUUGGAGUUUCAAUGGAUUAGUAGAGCAGGUAACAGAGUUGCAGAUAAGCAAGCUAGUGAAACAACCAAUUCAAGACAAUAAAUUUUAUUUAUUUCACUAUUUUAUUCCAAGGUUUAUAUCUAAUGAUCUUCACAAUGAUUCUGUCGUUUUAAUGUAACAUUUAAUAAAAUUAAGUGUUAUAAAAACGUAUACUUUCUUUUUAGAUAUGUUAAAGAAAUAACAUGAAAAUAGAUGAUAUGAAAAUUUAUAAAGAAAAUUAUAUAUAUAUAUAUACUAUAUAUAUCACAACAUAUCUAAAGUAUAUAUGAUAAAGAAACUAAAACAAUUGAGAAACACUUUUUUUUUUAGCAACACAAUUGACAGUCACUUUACAAAUUAACUAUUGUAUUUCUGUCACCUAUCCAUUUGGUUAGACCAAGUCAGAUGAGACGGUUCUCUGAUGAUCAUUUUCUAUCUGAUUGUAUCUGAUUGAUCUAUAUGAGAGAAAAUAAAGCUUCUUUUUAUAGUUCAUCCGUUAGAUAAUUCUCACUCCUUAAAAUAUGAUGCAGGUCAGACUUUCGAAAUUAUACUACAGACUCUGAAAAAUAUCAAAUUUUUAAUAAUAAAAGCAGGUCAGUCCAUUGGACUUAUGAAUAUCCACUCUGGAUAAUAUUGUAUAUCUUUAUAUAUAAAAGACAGUUUAAUCUCUUCUUAGGCCAUCCACGUUCACUUCCUCUCGCGUCGACACGUGUCACUGACGACGAGGUGCUGCGUUUCAUUAAACUGAACAUGUUAUCUUCUGGGCCUCGCUCGAUCUUUCUGUGAUGGGCCUUUACACUCACAGCCCGAACGAUGUCACGACGUCUCCAACCCUAAGACACAUUACUCUCGCGUAACCCUUUUCUGCGCCGGCGACGCGUGACGUCUUCGAUUCCUUCCUCUUCGAUGAAACGGCCGGAGUUAUGUCGUCGUCUUUAUUCCAAUUGCAUUCAAUCCCUCGCUCAUUCAAUCCCUCCCUCAGACUCUUCGAUGCGCCAUUUGAACCCGAGCAGAUCUGUAUAAAUAUGUAAGUAUCUAUAGAUCUCCAGCGCAUCAUCUCUUUCUUUCUCUUGAGACUUUCUGAUUCCUGUUGCUAUGUCUAUUUCGAGAGUCUUCUUCUCUGACCUGAAGUCCGGCAAAUGCUCCUCCGUCGUCGAGGCCCGGCUUCUACGGUUCUGGGAGGCGAGGAACGUCAAACGCGGUGGCGAGCUGAUGUGGGUCGAUAUGCUACUUAUGGACGUGAAUUCGACUUUGAUCCAAGCUACUAUCAACGCGAAUCGGCUUCCAAGGUUCCGAGAUAGGCUCGCCGCCGGGACGAUGUACUCUGUUUCUGGCUUUGACGUGGCUCGCUGUGCUCAGAACUUCAAGCUUGCAGACUCUUCUUUUUUGACGUGUUAUCUGAUCCGGUCUCGCCAAUACCGGCAGAGGGAUUCCGGUUCCGUAACCAGACCGAGUUGGUUGGUUUAGCCAAUACAAACACUCAGCUUCCAGAUAUUAUUGGUGAAAUCGUGGCGGUGAAGAGCACCGUGUCUGACCCUCCGGAGGAUAAGAACCGUGUCAUGGUCACCGUCAAAUUAGAAAAUGAUGUGUCUGUCACUCUUAGUCUGUUUGACGCUCAAGCCGUUUUAUUCCACCAGAAGCUUGGAGGCAUGCGUGAUGAUCCUAAAGUGAUUGUUGCCACAAGCAUAAACCCGAAGAUGGUUGGAGGUCGUUUAUUCCUCAACGCAACGUCAGGAACACAUGUUUAUUAUGAUAAGGAGACACAUGCAGGAGAGUCUUUAUUUUACCGAUUGGUGGCUAGAGACACUGGUCUUCCGUCUGCCGCACCUCUCUUGAAGUCUUAUGCGAAGGUUGAGACUGUGACAAUUGCAGAGCUUAACCAUUUUAUCACUACGGAUUCGCCACAGCAGGAAAUAGAUUUCUUAUGCACUGCGAGAGUUUCUCGGGUUGAAUCGGACAAAGGGUGGUGCUAUGUUGCGUGUUCUAAGUGCAGCAAGAAAUUGCAACGCACUGUCACUUCUUUCGAAUGUGCACGCUGUAAUAACCCUCAUGCGGUCGGAUCUUUACGUUAUCGCGUUGAGAUGGUUGUAACUGAUGAUACUGCUGAAGGGACAUUUGUUUGCUUUGAUGGUGUUAUGACGAAGUUGCAUAAUCUCCGGGCAAGUGAGGCGGUCCAGUUACUGGCUGAAGAAGGAGUGAACCCUGAGGAUUCCGUGAUGCCUCCGUUCGUUGCAGGAAUGGAACGCAAGACCUACACUUUCCAAGUCCGUGUCACGCCCUACAACUUCACCGUCAACCACCAGACGUUCACCGUGUCGCGUAUCAUCAAUGAGGUUGAGCGUGCACCAGCUCCAGAAUUUGUCGAUGAUGAAGGUGAUGACAAUGAUGAUGAUGAUGCGCCAGACGGGCCUAACAACCGUGUGGAGUCUGGUUCCGGCAAGGGCAAUUGUGAGACAUCAAAGAGAGCUGGAAAGGAGCCAGUCGGUAAUGUGCGUAAGAGGGCGCGUAUUGCUUAAGAUGGAUCUUCGAUAAUCAUCUCUCGAUAUUCUGCAGCUUAAUAAUGUUUCUGCAUUCUACUUUAUUGUCAUCUUUUUUCUAUCUAUGUUAUGGAUUUUCUACAUUCCAGUUGUUUUUUUUUCAAACUCUCUACUUUAUGGUUGUUAUGAAUGCUUUUUAUAUUGAGUUGACAUAAGUUUAAAAAAGGAACAAGUUGAUGCUUUAUUUGAUUCCGAUGAGUUAAUAAAUGUUAGUGAUUAUUUUAUUAAAAGAGUUAGUGUUUAUUUUAAUUGUGUACGUAAGUGGACGUCCAUAAUCAUAUUAUGGACUACAAAAACUUUGGGUACGUUAGUAUGAGUGUAUGUAUACAGUCCACGGUCUAAUAUAAUUAUGUAUAUGAGUGUGAAAAUAUUUAAUGUUCUUUAAAUUGUGUGCAUAAACUGACGUCCAUAAUCAUAUUAUGUAUUACAAAACUUUGGUUACGUGCAUGAGUGUACGUCUGUCGUCCACAAGCUAAUAUACUUAUUAUUAAAACUUCACUUAAAUCGAUCAAAGUUAUUUUGAAGACAAGGUAUUUAGCAAAUACAGCCAGGAUGGAGCCCGAAGCAGAAUGUCACCAGCAUGAUAUGGACAGCGCAUGCGAAGAUUGUUAUUAUUUUAAUUUAUUGACUACAUACGCACAAAGAAACCGUAAACAAACCCGCCAAAUUUAUUGAAACAUUAUUUAAAUUAAACUUUUGCAUCAAGCUUAAUAACAAAUAAUAAGAUUUCUCCAAUUUAUACAUUAUUCUUCCGUACAAAAUUCACAUGUGUAUAUAUGCAUCAUGAAAAAAAAACAAAAGGCCUCGAAUAAUAAAAGGAUGCUUUGGGGGUUUGGGUCGUACUCACCUAAAUCAAUUUAUAAGUUAGUCUAAUGGAGGAUAGCUAAAACUAAACUUUUGAAAUAAUAGCGAAGAUUACUCUCAUAGUAAUAUAUGAUACUAAAAUUGAACUCAUAACCAGUAUAUUAUAACUUAAAAGUUCUCAUUUGUGUUGUUUGUAUAUGAUAUCAUCUAUAUCAUAAUUAUAAAUUAUUCAUAAAUAAAUAUAAAUCAUAUGAAAUUGUUUUAUUCAAACUUCCCGCCCGAAGGGCGGGCCCGGCCCUAGUUAUCUAAAAAGCAUAAGGUUUUCUUAGUCAUUGUUCCUAAAUUAAAUUGAAAUUUUAGCAUUUGUUAUUGUAUACUAUGUCGUUUAAUGUUAUCAUGUUUUGUUUUAAUAUUAAUUUAGUAUAAAUUAUAAAAGAUUACAUCAAUUAUAAUUCUAUCAUAUGAUCUAUGUAUCACAUUUUUAUUUACACUCUAGUAAAUGGUUUAUAUAAAAAUUACAUAAAUAACAAUAUCUCAUAUUUUUAGAUUUGGAGAUUUUUAAGAUUUGGAUUUCAAGCUUUUGACAACGUUUUUACCAUUAUAGCCUGUUUUUGUUUCUCUAUUUACUCUGUUUUCAACCUUUUUAUUUAGCCUUGAAAAGAAAAACGUUAUUAUAUUUUGUUAAACUAUUUUGUUUUCCGCUGAUUCACAUGAAAUCUGAUUGAGUACAGUCGCAAUGUUAAACGAGUGAUUCUUUAGAUGUUUCUAACAAGAUUGGCAUCAUCUAAGUUUAUCUAUCUACCUCUGCUAUUAUAAGACAGACUUGUGGUUUUUGUCUCUCGUAGUCAAUUUUUUUUUUUACAAUUCAUUCUUGUUGCAGUUCAUUGUUGAAUUCAAGUUCUAAGUUUUUGUCUAAAAAUGCAAACAUACAAAUGCAAUCUCUCCUCUACGAUUAUUGUAAUUUGUCUCUCACCACAUCCACAUGACAGAAAAAACAGAAAUCCUUUUCCAAACAGACAAAACUAAGGCAGUGACAUUGAUCAUCAAAAGGCAGGCUUGCAAGUUGUAGCCAUUAUGUUAGUCUCCACACGCUCAAUCUGCCAAGUCUCACCAACAAUCUCCCACAAGGUUAAUAACACUGCUCUGAUUCAUCUCUUAUCAUUCUUGGCCACUGAUUAUACACAUUUGAAAAAAAUUAUAUAUAAAUAGGUCUCAAAAUUUGUAAAAAAAAAUUCAGGCCUCCAAACUAUAGAAAUCCUUCUUAAAUCGUCUAUAACCUCCAAAAUUUCAGGGCCGGCCCAGACAGAUUCUAUGUCCAAACCCAUCAUUCAAAGCUUGUUGUUCACUUUCAUCUGGCAACAACCUCGACUCCUUGGAUAGUAGUAAGAAACAAACUCUUCUUGACAUUAACACUUGAAUAACUAACCAAAGCAAUUGGAAGAGAAGGUAAGCUCCUGUGGGAACUUUAUUGGCAACUUCAGUUCCAGCAAUUUUGCGUCUUGGUGAAGGUAAUCUGCCACAAUAUGACUUUGUUUGAUCAUAUAAUGUUAUUGCAGAAAUACCAAAAGCAAAACUUUGUUUGGUCAUAUAAUGUUACUGCAGAGAUACCAAAAAGCUACUCAGCUUUUGUGGAUCGAUAAGAUGGGUAUUCUUAUUAUUACCCAUCAGACUGGAGGGAGGGUAAGCUAUGGCGUUAAUUUGUUUUUUUUUUCUGUUGUUGUAAGAACAAAACUUAAAUGAAUAAGCUUUGACAUGACCUUGUUCCGGGCAAACUUGUAGAUGACCUUGUUCCGGGCAAACUAUUACACGUUUGCAACUACGUCCUUUGCAACAGUAGCAGUUGGAAACAGUAAGCACAGAUUAUACAAAGAUGUGAUAUAAGAUUUACUGAUAAAUGAGGAAAGUGAGGCAUAAAAAAAGUUUGAUUGAUUUUGAUACUGCAGACAGAUACUACACACUCAUAGUUGGAGCAAACGAGAGGAGGUAGAGGAAAGUGAAGAAGCAGCUUGAAGUUGUGACUGAUUCUUUGAAGAUCCUUCAGAUUUGACUAACACCAGAAACAUCUUAUGUUGUUACAAAAACUGCUUGUAGAUAACAAUGGAUAUGUUACAUAUUCUCUACAACUCCAACGAUGUUUUGGCAUUGUGAGUUAAGUCAAAUUCUGACUUGAUAUACUAACAGAGAUGAAAUUUCAAUCAAACUUGCAUAUUUCAUAUAUAAG